GCUGAGAGCACCCAGCUCAUAGAUUCUCUGUGGGGAGAGCGAAUAAAGACUAAAGGUGGAGCUAGAGGAAAAUGAAUUUAAUGUGAAGUAGUGCCCCUGUCAGUUCUGUUUGUCCUGGGAAAUACACAAGGAAGAAAAGCCUCCGUGGAAGACAGAGGAAGCACCAGGUGCUGAAGGUUUUCACUGAAAACCCAAACCAAGAAAUAGCAACACGUCUAGAAUUCUUACUACUACAAAACUCACCUGGAUACUCUAAGGACAGAGGAAAGAAUGAGCUAUUACGGUAGCAGCUAUCAUAUCGUAAAUGUGGAUGCAAAAUACCCAGGCUACCCACCAGAGCACAUUAUAGCUGAGAAGAGAAGAGCAAGAAGACGGUUGCUUCACAAAGAUGGCAGCUGUAAUGUCUACUUCAAGCACAUUUUUGGAGAAUGGGGAAGCUAUGUGGUCGACAUUUUCACCACUCUCGUGGACACCAAGUGGCGCCAUAUGUUUGUGAUAUUUUCUUUGUCUUAUAUUCUCUCCUGGUUGAUAUUUGGCUCUGUCUUUUGGCUCAUAGCCCUUCAUCAUGGUGAUCUACUAAAUGAUCCAGACAUCACACCUUGCGUUGACAAUGUCCAUUCUUUCACAGGAGCCUUUUUGUUCUCCCUUGAGACCCAAACCACCAUAGGAUACGGUUAUCGCUGUGUUACUGAAGAAUGCUCUGUGGCAGUGCUCAUGGUGAUCCUCCAGUCCAUCUUAAGUUGCAUCAUAAACACCUUUAUCAUUGGAGCUGCCUUGGCCAAAAUGGCAACUGCUCGAAAGAGAGCCCAAACCAUUCGUUUCAGCUACUUUGCACUUAUAGGCAUGAGGGAUGGGAAGCUUUGUCUCAUGUGGCGCAUUGGUGAUUUUCGGCCAAACCACGUGGUAGAAGGAACAGUUAGAGCCCAACUUCUUCGUUACACAGAAGAUAGUGAAGGGAGGAUGAUGAUGGCAUUUAAAGACCUCAAGUUAGUCAAUGACCAGAUUAUCCUGGUCACUCCAGUAACUAUUGUCCAUGAGAUUGACCAUGAGAGCCCUCUGUAUGCCCUUGACCGCAAAGCAGUCGCCAAAGAUAACUUUGAGAUUUUGGUGACAUUUAUCUACACUGGUGAUUCCACUGGAACAUCUCACCAAUCUAGAAGCUCCUAUGUUCCCCGAGAAAUUCUCUGGGGCCAUAGGUUUAAUGAUGUCUUGGAAGUUAAGAGGAAGUAUUAUAAAGUGAACUGCUUACAGUUUGAAGGAAGUGUGGAAGUCUAUGCCCCCUUUUGCAGUGCCAAGCAACUGGACUGGAAAGACCAGCAGCUCCACAUAGAGAAAGCACCACCAGUUCGAGGAUCCUGCACAUCAGACACCAAGGCAAGACGAAGGUCAUUUAGUGCAGUUGCCAUUGUUAGCAGUUGUGAAAACCCUGAGGAAACCACCACUUCUGCCACACCUGAGUAUAGGGAACCACCUUAUCAGAAAGCUCUCCUGACUUUAAACAGGAUCUCUGUGGAAUCCCAAAUGUAGUUCUAAAUUGUGAUUAUGAAGGCGACCACUAGAUCAUUUUAUCUUCCAGCCAGUCACCAUAGACAAGUCAUUGUAAACGUGGCUUCUUUUUUGAAAAACGUGGUAUAGCUAUGUUUUAUGAUGAUGCUGGGUAAGUAGAGUAAGUUAAACUUGGUAAAAGAUAAUCUAAAAAUUCCAUAGCUCUCAAUUAUUAAAUAUUUUCUGGUUAGCCAAUUUUGUAUUAAGAAUGCUAUUAAGAAGCCUAAUUGAUUAAAAUUUAUCUUUUUUAUCUUAUAUGUUUGUAUCUUCAGUUGGAGGUAUAGUAUUCAAAAAUGGGGAAUGAAGGCAGGAAGGAGGCUGGAAUAAAUAAAAAUAAAAUGACAAUGAAACCAGCAUAAAUAAUACAUGUUUAAAUAUGUCAGCAUUGAUAAUGCUAUGAAGAUUUCCUAUAAAAAGUAUCAUAUGUAACCAGGAUAUGCAAAAGAUACUUUGAGUAAGCUGUGAUGUUGAGACACAUAACUGUGAGAUCAGCUUACCAGUUUAAGUCACCAGGCUGCCUCUUGGACUGUCUUGGUUUCAGCAAGCAUAGUGAGUGGCUGUAACAAAUUGUCCAUGCCUCCAAUUCCACUGCCACUUGCCAGUGAGUGAUCAAUGGGUGCUAGAAGCUAUGUUUUCUCUAACCGAUGAGGCAGAAAAAAAGUUGACAGUAUUUAGAGCAGCAUUUCUCUCUUAAAUUCCCUGGUUGAUUCCAACAAAUAGAGAGCAGAAACAAGGCAACCAUGACUUUUCCAGGUUUUCUGAGAAGGGGAUUUUCUAUGUUCAUGUCCCACUUUCUUCCAGAACGUGACCAAGGGACAAGAUCAUACAGAUGAAGUGAGGGGAUGGUUAGCAGUGAUAAACAGUCUCAGAUACUUGGAGAGAAACUGUUGCUAGUUUGCUGGUCCCAAAAGAUUGCAACUUUGGCUGCUACAUAAAGAAUAGAAACCUUUUCCGGGGAAGGUGGAGAGGGAGAUAAUUAUUUGUGCCCAUAAGCAGUUAUGUAUUCUUCCUGUCUUGGUUACCGUAUAAGACACAAAUGAUUGAGCUGGAUUGCAGGAAACCCCACUAUUGAACUUGGAACAACCAUUUAAAUGAAGGAAUUUGUGAGAUAGAAUUUAAUUAAACUGAUUUUAAUGCACAAUAAGUGGAGAAUCUGAGUACAAUGAAGUUUCUUUAAUUUUAGAACAUAAGUUUGUAUACUCUAUUUUCAUGUUAAAAGAUGUUAAUCAUGAUCACUUUAAGCCCACAUCCACUGGCCUGUGAGUAAAGAGUCACUUUAAACUUUCUGAAUCAAAGAGAUAUUAGGUAUAUUUAGGAACAUUCAGAAUUAUUUGUAUUUUGUUUCUGUUUUAUGUUGUUGCUGCACUGGAAAUUAGUACGUGCCACAGUUUAUUUGUUUAUUUUAUUUAAGUACCUGCACACAGACACAUACACACAGUGUUUGCUUUUUCUGGAAAAUACUUCUUUUUCUCUCUCUCCAUUUAAAUUAAAACACACAAGUAAAUGAACUGAAUUACAUAGUUCAAGAUUAUAAAUAAAAGUAAAAUAUAUAGUUAUAGGUAUGUAGAGUGCUUUUCUGUUUUCUUUUCUUUUCUGUUUUGCACAUGUGCAAUCUUUUAUUCCUCUUGUUUUAUGGAUAAGAGAUUUGUUCAGGUCAAAAGUUGCAAAACUCUUCUGAAGCUUAAUAUUAGAGACCCAAGUAAUGAUCGUUUUUAGUCUUGUUUGAGGAACGUAAACUCCAUUUAAAAAAUUAUGCACACUGUAGAUUUGGAUUUUACAGCAGCAAUUACUUGGCUAAAUAAGAGUACUGCAAUAUUGUAAGUAGAAAAUAGCCACCAAGACAAUAAACAAAAAUGUUUUAAAACUUUUUUAGUCUGUUUUACCUACAUCUAGUUUCAUUUCACCUUGCUUUGUUGACUCUGUUACCACUGACAUUUGCCUUGUCAGUAUCAGAAUGGGAGCAUCAGUGCCCCGUGAAAUACAUUUUGUUGUGCUAUGAGCCUCUAUACACAAACGCUUGUACUUGGAAGACAAUAUAAAGUCAGCAUUUCUAUGUAAUAUUUAUCUCUAAUUUUCUGCGUAAUUUUAUGAUAUACUUUGAUACCCCCAAUGACUUACUUAAUAAUAAAGAUCUUAAAAUAAUGCAAAAA
This is a messenger RNA of Saimiri boliviensis boliviensis (Bolivian squirrel monkey), 3695 nucleotides long. It is a transcript of the gene KCNJ16, whose product is annotated as potassium inwardly rectifying channel subfamily J member 16. The record is from RefSeq and is a predicted model, not a curated record. NCBI's taxonomy places the organism in Eukaryota, Metazoa, Chordata, Mammalia, Primates, Cebidae. Gene Ontology annotation, molecular function: inward rectifier potassium channel activity. Gene Ontology annotation, cellular component: plasma membrane. Gene Ontology annotation, biological process: regulation of monoatomic ion transmembrane transport; potassium ion import across plasma membrane.